AUGCGCCCAGUUCUUGCUUCGGUGGCCUCGGGGUCAAUAACCGGAGUACUGCUCACUCUUGCACGGGAACUCUCCAGCAAUCCACUUCUUCAGCUUCCUCCUGCCACUGUCCCGACUAUCUCUGAGGUCUGCUCUGCCUUGCCUCCUCUUCCUGAGACUUGGACUUUUGAUUGGACUUCCUUUGGAUUUGGCCUCCUCUGCGGCUCUUUGCUCCUUCCUCUGCUUGACCUCUUGCUCCUACUGAGGCUUGCUUGGAUUAGAGCUUUGCGGCAAACCAUUCCCAAUCGUCCUAUCCAGAAUUUGAGUUUGCGAGUCGGUGAUUUAGAAAGGACGGCAGACAGAGCGGAAAACAGAUCUGAAACAGGAGGAUCCAACAGUGAGUUUGAGUUGAUUUCUGGAGGAGCCAGUGUAGCAGCGCAGCCUGCCAGUCCUAGUGCGACUGGUCCUGGAGAAGUCUUACUCUCCGACACAGAGGGUCGCAGAAAGCUGGCCGAAGGGAUUGGCCGUUUCCUUUUGCGUUGCGUCAGAGGCGAGCACCGAGGAACCUCUGGCAGAGAUCGUCUCAAGUUGCAGAACGGGCUCUACGUGAUCCUGGCAGACUUUGAAGGAAACCUUUUGAGUGAUCCUCAGGUUGAGUUCUCAUUUGCUCCGGUCAAGGCUCUCUGCAAAAGAGGGGGGGGUCCAGGUCGAGCCAUUUUUGUGGGAUUUGCCACAAAGUGGGAAGCAAGGUAG
Messenger RNA from Cladocopium goreaui, 732 nucleotides. Lineage: Eukaryota; Dinophyceae; Suessiales; Symbiodiniaceae. The record is from the annotation of a GenBank genome assembly.